This is a messenger RNA of Aureobasidium subglaciale EXF-2481, 915 nucleotides long. RefSeq lists its product as uncharacterized. Bases 1 to 915 code for a protein of 304 amino acids. Gene Ontology annotation, molecular function: protein binding. The transcript has 3 exons. Lineage: Eukaryota; Fungi; Ascomycota; Dothideomycetes; Dothideales; Saccotheciaceae. The record is from RefSeq and is a predicted model, not a curated record.
AUGUCUUCCGAAAUCGACAACCUCGUCGACAUGGGCUUCGACCGUGAGAAGGCUGCCCUCGCCAUGAAGAAGGCAGGCAACCUGGGAGCCGCCGUCGAUUGGCUUAGCAACAACGCCGACAAGUCUAUCGAGGAACUCAAGGAGAAUGAAGGCGAAGAGGAAUCGCCCCUGUCACUGCAGCCUGGUGAGCUAGCCAGAAGUCUGCUCUGUAAGGACUGUGGCAAGAAGUUCAGAUCCACCGCUCAAGCAGAGUUCCACGCCAACAAGACUGAGCACCAGAACUUCGAAGAGUCCACAGAAGAGAUUGCUCCCUUGACCGAGGAGGAAAAGGCAGCUAGGCUUGUAGAGCUGCGCGAAAAGCUUGCCGCCAAACGUGCCGGCCAGUCAGAACAGGACAAGCAGGACAAGAUUCGCAACGAUCAAAUCCGUCGCAAAGCAACAAAGGAGCAACAGGACAUCAAGGAGGACUUGGCCAAGAAAGAACAAAUCAAGGAAGCCGAAGCCAAGAGGCGUGAGAAGCAGGCUGAUGUCGAGGCAAAGAAGCGUAUCCAGGCAAAGAUUGCCGCAGACAAGGAGGAGCGUCGCCUGAAGUCCGAGAGAGAAAAGGCUGCUCGUGCUGGUCAACCUGUUGUCGCUGCCGAGCCUACACCUGCUGCAAAGCCCACCCUACCGAAAACGGCCGGGAACUACACAGAGGCAAGACUGCGACUUCAAACUUCCGCUGGAACUGUCCAAAGGACUUUCCCUGUCGAAACAACUCUCUUCGAGGUUGCCCAGGCUCUUGGCCAGGAGCCCGGUGUGCAAGUCACCGAAUUCGUCCAGAACUACCCCAAGAAGGUCUACGACAGCUCGGACUUCGGUCAAACCCUCAAGGAGGCGGGUCUUGUACCCAGCGCUGCUCUGGUUGUUAGAUAA